AAAAGAAGGGGAGAGUGAUACAAUUAGUUAGUGAAAAUAAUUUUUUUUUGGUUAUUGAAUAUAAUUUCUGAUAAAAUUAUUCAAAACCUUAGAGUGAAAUUAGGAAAAAGAAAAAUAGAAUAUAAAAAUAUUAGAGUCUAUUUGUUAAAUAACAAAAAAAUGAAAAUUAAAUUUUUUAAAAAAUGGUAGAGAGAAAUAGAAAGAGAAAAUACGUAGGAGAGAAGAGUCGAUUUAGAUGGUUAAUGAUUUUUUUUUUUAUCAUGCUUAAUUUUUCAAAAUAUUACACUGUCAUACAAACUCAGAAAUAAACUAUAUUCUUUGAUCUUUAUUGUGUUAGUUACUACUCAUUUUAUGUAAUGAAAAUUAUAAACUUAUUAUAUAAUAAAACAGAAAUAAAAUAUAACAAAAUAUUUUCUAUCUUUAAAGCAAAAAAUAAAUAGGAAAUUAUCUAAAGAAAUAUUUAAUCAAAACUGAUUAAAAAUAAUAUAACUACUAAAUACUUUAGAAUAUUAAUAAGUAAAAAGCACAGAAAAAAGUUUGUACUACUAACUUCCUAAAAUUUGAGUAUAUAAUGCUUAUUUAUUACAAAAACAAAAUGAGUGUUCUAUUUAUUGUCAAUGAAAAAAAAAUAUAUUUUAAAAUUGAAAACUCUGAAGUUAAAAUUAAAAACAAAAUUUACCAUAAAAAAUACAAUAUGUAUCGCCAUCUUUUUACAUCAUAAUUUAUAGUUUUAUGGGCUUUUGUGAAACAAAUUCAUAUUUUCAAUAUAUUUUUUAUAAAAUAUAUACAAUCAUAUAAUCCGCGCGUAGCGCGGACACGAACCUAGUAUGCUCUAAUAGGAGUAAACGUAAACUUUUGGAGAAUCGGAGAUCCAUAAUGGGCUUUUGGGCUAAAUACGAUUUACUUACAAAACCCGAAGAGGCCCAUUUUAAAGAGGAUAGAUUGGUUCGUGAAACCAAACGCCAGCGUAAACCCUACUGAAAUUUUCAAAUCUCCUUUCCUCUCUUUCGUUUCCAGAACUCUCUCGUUGGCUCCCUCUAGCCUUUCCUUUUUCUCCGUCGUAACACUGAUCUGAUCUCAAUCUCAUAUCAGACGGAUCUGGAAAAGCAUGAAGAAGAGGAAGCAAUCAUUGGCCGAGAACCUAGACACAAGCUUGUGGAAAUUGCUACCCCACGAUGUGGUAGAGGUGAUCCUGGAGUGUGUGCCCGUGAAGCCUCUGUUGAGAUUCAGAUCUGUAUCGAAGAAGUGGAUAUUGACAAUCGAUUCCCCAGGUUUCAAGGAACGACAAUUGAUCCAUCGCAGGCAAUUACGUGGUCCCGAUGUCCUCAUCAUGCGUCUCUCCUAUGAUCGACCUGUGGGACGCAAAGGUCGUGGUCGAAAAGUUGUGUUGAGUGCAGCAUCAGCAUCAAGAAGAAGAAUAGGUUGGAACGUGAGUUACACGUGCGGCAUGUUCUGCGCUGGUAGUUGUGACGGUCUAGUAUGCGUCUACUGUCUCUACGUAGACAGUAUCGUGGGCAAUCCUGCCACUGGAUGGCAUCGGAGUUUUCCUCUUUCCAACUAUCAAGGCCUCCUCAUUCAGAGGUUCAAGAGAGAGGGUUCUGACUUCCCAUGGCCUAGCCUUGGAUUCGGUAGAGAUAAGUUAAGUGGCACUUUCAAGCCUGUUUGGUUGUAUAAUUCAUCCGGGUUUGUACUUGGAGGAGCAGACAAGGCUGUUGUUACCUAUUGUGAAGUUUUCGAUUUUAGCACCAACGCUUGGAGGUACGUUGUCCCCGCUUCUCCUUAUCCCAUCAAUGCUUACCAUAAACCCGUCCAUUUAGAUGGCUCGCUUUAUUGGUUAACCGAGUCUGAACCACCCUUGCUACUAUCUUUUGAUCUUCACACCGAGACUUUCCAAGUCAUCUGUAAAGCCCCUUUUGCCGACCCUCGCCACAUCACCAUGUGCGUCCUCCAUAACCGCUUGUGCUUGUCUGAGCAAAAAGACCUCACCCAAGUAAUAUGGUCGUUCGAUUCUUCCGACAAGACAUGGAACACAUUGUGUUCCUUUGAUCUCAACCCAACUGGCGACUUCGCCGCCCCCCUGUUACCAAUUGCAAUUCUGGACAAAGGUCAGUUAUUGCUUCAAGGUCGUGCUUCCAUGGACCCACUGGUCAUACAUGAUCUCCAUUACAGAUCUUAUGAUUUACUCUGCACACCUAAAUCACCCUCUGGUUCUGUUUAUUAUUUCGAGAGUUUAUUCUCUGCUUAAUUUCUCUUUAAUUUAAACUCAUCUCUCAUCUUGUUGUAUUUUUCUAUUAUAUACCUCUCUCUUGUAAGAAGUUACCCAAACAUUUAAAUAUGAAACACACUAUUGCAGUUUCACUUACA
Messenger RNA from Brassica rapa (field mustard), 2364 nucleotides. Its product is annotated as F-box protein At1g11270-like. Lineage: Eukaryota; Viridiplantae; Streptophyta; Magnoliopsida; Brassicales; Brassicaceae. The record is from RefSeq and is a predicted model, not a curated record. Gene Ontology annotation, molecular function: protein binding.